Messenger RNA from Psammomys obesus (fat sand rat), 1429 nucleotides. RefSeq names its product claudin 5 (gene Cldn5). Gene Ontology annotation, biological process: bicellular tight junction assembly; cell adhesion. The record is from RefSeq and is a predicted model, not a curated record. The transcript has a single exon. Gene Ontology annotation, cellular component: bicellular tight junction; plasma membrane. Lineage: Eukaryota; Metazoa; Chordata; Mammalia; Rodentia; Muridae. Bases 174 to 830 code for a protein of 218 amino acids. Gene Ontology annotation, molecular function: structural molecule activity.
AAGCUACUUCGCAGAAACCAGUUGGUGUUGCUGAACCUCUCUUCUGGUCCACGGCAGGGGCAGGAGGCUCGGGAGCAGAGGCACCAGAACCAGCUCCAAGCACACAACCCAAGCAGCGCGGAGCGCACCCGGAGGCCCCAAGGGCCGUCGGGUGAGCAUUUGGUCUUUUAGCUAUGGGGUCCGCAGCGUUGGAAAUUCUAGGUCUGGUGCUGUGCCUGGUAGGCUGGGUGGGCUUGAUCCUGGCGUGUGGGCUGCCCAUGUGGCAGGUGACUGCCUUCCUGGACCACAACAUCGUGACGGCUCAGACGACUUGGAAGGGGCUGUGGAUGUCUUGCGUGGUGCAGAGCACCGGGCACAUGCAGUGCAAGGUGUAUGAAUCCGUGCUGGCGCUGAGCGCCGAGGUGCAGGCAGCUCGGGCGCUCACCGUGGGCGCUGUUCUGCUGGCGCUGGUGGCACUCUUUGUUACCCUGACCGGCGCGCAGUGCACCACCUGCGUGGCCCCGGGCCCGGUCAAGGCACGCGUGGCACUCACGGGCGGAGCGCUUUACGCGCUGUGCGGGCUGCUGGCGCUCGUGCCGCUCUGCUGGUUCGCCAACAUCGUGGUCCGCGAGUUCUACGAUCCGUCGGUGCCGGUGUCUCAGAAGUACGAACUGGGCGCGGCGCUGUACAUCGGCUGGGCCGCCUCGGCCCUGCUCAUGUGCGGCGGCGGCCUCGUGUGCUGCGGUGCCUGGAUCUGCUCCGGCCGCCCGGAGUUCAGCUUCCCAGUCAAGUACUCGGCGCCGCGGCGGCCCACGGCCAACGGCGACUACGACAAGAAGAACUACGUCUAAGGGCGGGAGGCACGGCGGGGCCCUUCCCGCAGCCAAGCCCGCGUUCGGAAGGACCGAUGCGGGAAGCGGCAGGUGGAUGACCACCACCGCUAGGUUGCGCAGCGCAGACUCCGAGGCAAGUUAGGCUGGGUUCGGAUCAGGCUUGUCCGCGCCCACAGAGGGUCCUCUGUCACCACCCAGGCCCUGCUCAGAACAGACUAUACGGGCACUUGUGAGGAUGUGCCGUUGGCCAUGGCAAGGGUGGAACUCUCGGAUUUCAUCGGUGAAGUAGGCACCAAACUGCAGCUGACAGUUCCUACUGAGACCCUGGGGAGUAUUGAACGCUGCCCUAAUGUCAGUGGCUCCUGCUGACCCGAAAGAACUGGAGAAAUCCAGGGCCUGCAGCCUGGGGCUGCUAGUGGGGCGCGUUAUAAAGGGCGUUUUCCUUGUUAGUGGAGAGGAGGCCGCCGAACCGACCGACGCUGGACCUGGUCUCACUCCAGCACUCCCCCAAGAGGGCCCUGUAGGUACCAGAGUCUUAGAGAGGCUGCCCUCCUCCUCGAAGCUUGGGGAUGAGGGGUGGGGUGGGCAAGAAUUUGCUUAGUAAAUGGUUUGAAAAC